Molecule: messenger RNA, 4856 nt
Organism: Hemiscyllium ocellatum (epaulette shark)
Lineage: Eukaryota; Metazoa; Chordata; Chondrichthyes; Orectolobiformes; Hemiscylliidae
Gene: hif1an
Product: hypoxia inducible factor 1 subunit alpha inhibitor
Exons: 8
Coding region: 89-1087 (332 amino acids)
Biological process (GO): peptidyl-aspartic acid hydroxylation; negative regulation of Notch signaling pathway
Cellular component (GO): nucleus; cytoplasm
Molecular function (GO): ankyrin repeat binding; [protein]-asparagine 3-dioxygenase activity; peptidyl-histidine dioxygenase activity
Source: RefSeq, a predicted model, not a curated record
UUUUGUUGGCGGAUUUGAAGCGCCGGGAGGCUGUCGGUUGGUGGGUUUCGAUCACGGAACCGGACUCCUGGGAAAGCGGCGGCGGGACAUGGCGGAGCGGAGUGCGGAUGUAAACCGGGAAUGGAGCGAGGUCCAGCUGAGGAAGUACACCUUCGCCACCAAGGACAUCCCCAGGAUGUCCCACAGCGAUCCCCGGGUCGAGACACUCAUAGACAAUGAGGAGCCGGUAGUGCUAACAGAUACCAACCUUGUGUACCCAGCACUGAAAUGGGACCUGGAAUACUUGCAGGAGAAUAUUGGAGAUGGGGACUUUUCUGUUUAUGUUGCCAAAACGCACAAGUUCUUGUACUAUGAUGAAAAGAAAAUGGUUAACUUCAAGAAUUUCGAGCCAAAGUCUAGGAGGGAAGAGAUGAAAUUCAGUGAGUUUGUGGAAAAACUUGGUGAAAUCGAUCAAGGUGACAACAGGUAUUACUUACAACAAACACUGAAUGACACGGUAGGGAAGAAGAUUGUCAUGGACUUCCUGGGUUUUAACUGGAACUGGAUUAACAAGCAACAGACAAAGCGAAACUGGGGCCAGCUCACAUCCAACUUGCUGCUUGUAGGAAUGGAAGGGAAUGUCACACCAGCACACUAUGAUGAACAGCAGAACUUUUUUGCACAAAUUAAAGGCUACAAACGUUGUAUUCUCUUCCCACCUGAUCAGUUUGAUUGUUUAUAUCCAUACCCAGUCCAUCACCCGUGUGACAGACAGAGCCAGGUGGAUUUUGAAAAUCCAGAUUAUGAAAGGUUUCCUAAUUUUAGGAACGUUGUUGGAUAUGAAACAGUGGUUGGACCUGGAGAUGUAUUGUACAUCCCUAUGUACUGGUGGCAUCAUAUUGAAUCAUUGCUUAAUGGAGGAAUCACUAUUACUGUCAACUUCUGGUACAAGGGUGCACCAACUCCAAAGAGGAUUGAGUAUCCAUUGAAAUCCCAUCAGAAGGUCGCAAUUAUGAGGAAUAUAGAAAAAAUGCUGGGAGAAGCUCUAGGGGAGCCACAGGAGGUUGGGCCAUUAUUAAACAUGAUGAUAAAAGGCCGAUAUGAUUAACCGUCAUCCUGUCGACGCUUUCUUGGAGUAAAUGGCGCCGAGCAAAUUGUACACGAGCAUUACAUGCCUGGACUGAAUGCAGAUGCAGGAAAUUCUUCCUCUUGUUCAAAGCUGGCUGCCAUUGAUUGUUGAAGUGAAUUUUUAUAUCCACCAUCUGUGUGCCUGUCAGACAGAAGAUUCUGAAAACUAAAGUCUGAUAUCAACUGAUUGGCACAUUGCCCUAGAUGCAUUAUAGCACUGAGUGUGUAUGUAGACCACAUUCCACCAAUUUGUAUGGUUUUAAGUUUCUUUUUGAAACCGAAACUAAAAUGAGCACUUUGUGCUGAUUCUGUUGGAAUGAUGGUCUUGGGCUAAAUGCUGUUGGUUUCCUUGUGUGACUCUUAAAAAAAAUAAGAGAAGGCUCUUCCACAGUUGAGCCUAAAAAUUGGCUACUUUUCAUUUUAAUAGCUCAUAGUUCAUGAUCAAUGCCUGUGACUUACACUGGUGUCUUAGAAUACUUGGUUUGAAAUGUUAACAGGUGGCAGUGGCGUACAGCACCCGAAUUAAAACGCUGUCAACAAUUUGGAGAUGAGUCUCUGGUUGAAAGCCAGACUUUUAUGUUUUACACAACAUUCAGCAAGUGUUUGUGAUCCAAUACCAGUCUGUGUCCUAGCGAUGUAAUGCCACAGUAUUGAUUGUUAUUCUGUUACCCAAAUGGAUCUUGUUGCUAUUAUGAGGGACAAUAUAAUGAACGACAUCACUUUAGGAACCCCUGGUUGCACUUCUAUAAUUUAGUCUUGGAGCAUUCCAACAUGUUCAGAUGUUUUCCGUCUUUCACUGUCCGCGCUCUCUCUCUCCACCUUUAUGUCUGUUUUUAGUCUGGCUGUCUUUCACUCUCCCUUCCUCUCUCUGUCUCUCCCUCUCCUCUGCGCGCUGCACUGUCUCCCCACUCUAUUAUCUGACCCUGAGCAGCACUUUGUAAGAAUGCGUUUUCAGUUUUAAUAAGAGACCUUAUACAAAACCUGACAGUAACAGUGCUUGGUGGAGGUUUAAUAUCACAUUCUGUAUCAUAAUGUCAGCUUCAAAUCAAAAAACAAACUGCCUGUAAACUGUCAAUCCUAAAUCGUAGACAGCCCUGCUUAACUUCCCACCUGAACAAUCUGAAAAUCAAAUAAAAAGCAAAACACUGUAGAUGCUGGAAAUCUGAUCAAAACACAAAGAACAUUGCAUUCAGCAGCUCAGAGAACAUUUUGGAGCAAACAGACCAGAUGUUUUCAAAACCAAAAACACCUCUUAUGUUGUUCUAUUAAAUGUGAAGUAAUCUUCUUCACUUCCCACCUAAUUAUCUUUGCCUAGAGGUAACUCAUUUCAAGUUCCUUCCAACUACCCUGCUAGAGGGCAUCACAUCAUUUACUGCUCAGUAUAUCCCAGCAAGUUACUCAGUCUGUUGAAGCACUCAUGCUCUUAGUUAUGAUCGCAUUAAUGAGAGAAUUUCUAAAAUCUAAAUCUCCUUUUUUCUCAUUAACUAUAUAUAUGUCUUUUACUCAAGGAAGGAGAUGGAAUGAGAAUUUGUUUCUUCCUUUGCCAAUAAUAGAGUGCACCUUGGUAGUGUAAUAAGAAUAUUAAAUAUCACUUUUUCAUCAUCUGCUGCUAAGUUAAACAUACCUACAGUCUGAGUGCUACCUCUUGGAAAUACAGUAAGAAUCCAGGGUGUGGAAUUCUGUCUUAGGUAGGACAUCAGGAAGGAGACGAAAGGCUGCUCUUGUGUAUCUUUUAUCAGCCACUGCAUAAUCAGAAACCAAGUAAACAAGUGGGUGCAGCUGAGACCAUUUUAAAAUCUAAAACUAAAAAGUGUUACUUAAAUUUGCUUCUUAUGGUUUGGUUUGUUUUAGUCUGUUCCCAGUGGAAGAAAAUCAGACCCUGUCCCAUUCCCCCAUUCCAUCUCUCUCCUUCCUUACAAUGUCAUUGCUGAGGAUCAGCUACUAGAGUUGAGUGACUCUUCUUUUGAUGCCUCCUCCCUCCUUCUCUAUGUAAUCCAUGAGGUUGAUAGCAGAAUUGUGAAUUUUUAUCUAUUGGGAAAGGUUGAACAAGCUAGAAUUUUUCUCUCUGUAGGAAAAAAAAAGUUAAGAAGUGAUAUCUAUAAUUGCCACGAGGUCUUGUAAGGGAGACCUAGAGAAGAUGGGAGAGCAAAACUAGGGAGUAAUACAUAUAAGAUAUUCAUGUAUUAAUCCAAUAAAACUUACUUGUCCCAAGUGUUGAGACUGUUGAGCUUGCAGACACAUGGUGAUUUUGAGGGAAGUAUUUUAAGUACCUAAGAGAGCAAAGGAGGCAGAAAGAUCAGCCAAGGUGGAAGAAAGCUGCUGUGAUCAGGAACUCGCCAAACAAGGAAGUGGAGCCCCUCAUCCUGUGACAUUUGUGGGCUUGUGAUGUUACUGACUCAGCUUGAUAGGCCACACUGAGGGGUCCUUGAUCAGAUCGAUCAGGAUUAAAUACUUUGCUCACUGCAGCCCUGUCAGAUUGUCUGUGAGGAGCUAUAGACACAACUGGUUGAAUCAAUCUGUGGCUGAACACUUCUGUAAUUGGACAUCUCUCGACAGCAACAAAGUGGAAAAGCUUUUCUUCUUUUAAACUAGUAUGUGGCCUUAGACAGUUUCCUUUCUGACUCACAACAAAAGCACUUUGAGAUUUUCCAUCUGCCAUCUCAUCAGAAACCAACAGCGUUUUUACUUUAACUGCCUUUGUGCCAGCAAAUUACUGUUGGUCCUGCCUUGUGAAAGAAGCUAGCAGUGUUGGUGGAGAGACAGAGAGAAUGGAUGACAGAACAUUUCUCACUGUCUCACAUACGACAAAUAUCUUGAUGCUGAAGCAGGUGUGAACUGUGGAUAGUUAGCCUUUCAAAGAUUUCUCAUUUGAAAGCUUUUUAUGAUGUUUUCUUUGGGUGAAAUGUAACAGUCCCUGAUUUUGUGCAUGGCUACUGACUUUUUGUUUUUUGCCCUGUAAGUGACAAACAUGGGACUGUAUUUUGGCCUUGAUGGUUUUCGUGAUUGUGAGCAAAACAAUUUUUUUUUUAACAAUGUGGAUGUAGUCUCAGACAAGAACACAAAAGGAGCAGUUUAUCAAAAGAUUUAUUUUUCAAAACUAUGACUGUUAUAUGUUGGUCUGUAACUUCAGAAGGGAUUGGUGUACUCCGUCAUGGAACCACAUAAAGAAAUUCGCUGAGUGACAAACCCUUCAUUCUAAGACUGAAACGUCCUGUACCAGACACAUUUCAAUUCUGAUGUACCGUCAGUAUUCCCCCAUUAGACAGUGCUGAAUGGUUACUAUCCUUAAAAUUAUUAUCCCUUUGUGAAAAACAGUGAUCAAUUUUUGGAAGUAACACAGGUGAAUUGGAAGGUCAAAGUAUACACCAUCUCAUUUAUAUUUUGUGGGAUUUUUGUUUUAAGCAUUUCCUGGAGAAAGUAUUGGAUUCACAAGCAGCGAGUGACCUUGAUCAGUGAUUUUAAAGCAGGGUUUUGGGAAAAUCUUCAGCUAAACUGUUUUAUUUCUCUCUGUUCCCACCAAACCCCCCCACCCCCCCCCCACCCCCCCCCCCCAACACACACAAUACACACACACACACACACACACACACACUUGCGUUUCAUAAGCCUAACAAUAAUAAUCUUAAUUAACGUCUGGUAUAUAUACCUGACAUGUAUAAUUUAAAUCCCUGUACAAAAUGUUCCAAGUCAACAUGUUUUUAAAGCCCGCUGUUUUGCUGUAAUUCUGUUAAUGAUAUGUGUGUAAAUUG